AUGGUUUCAUUCAUAACUUUUAUUUUGAACAAAAGUCUAAGUUUAUACACUGUAGAGAAAUAUUGGUCAACAACUGGUCAGUCUGGGCUUUUGGUGUGGAAGUUUGCUUUAAGAAGAUGCACUGAUCAACCACCACCACCAUGGACUUAUGAGGGUGAUGGACAAAGUUUAACAGAGGAAAUAAAGAGCGGUUUUGAUUCUGAUGAAACCACAAGUCAGAUCAGUAGUUCACAAUCUUCUUCUCAGAGUGAUGAAACUACAACACAUGAUGGAAAAGAUGGAAUUCAGAAAAAUAUUAAGAACAAACGACCAGAAGCCCUUGAAGAAAAUGAAGAGGGUGAUGGACAAAGUUUAACAGAGGAAAUAAAGAGCGACUCUGGUUUUGAUUCUGAUGAAACCGCAAAUGGGAAAGAUGAAAUUCAGAAAAAGAUAAAGAGCGAAAGACAAGAAGCCCCUGAAAAAGAGGAAAAGGCCAAACAGGCAUCAGAGGAUUUGAAUGAGCUGAAAACAACUGAUCAAGAUACAAAUGGAAAAUGUGAUCAAAAUGCAACCGAUUCAAAUGUGUAUGUGUCUGAUGCUAAACAAAAUUUAAAAGAUGAACCAAAGAAGAAAACUACAAUGAAAGGAAAUAAGGAAUUGAAGGGAAAAGUUGAAUUAAUGGAAACAGAAUCUAAUGAAAAGGUACUUGAUACUAAAAUGGAGGAUGGAGACAUGAAGAAAACAGGAAAAACUAAGGAGGGAACUAUUGGAACAAAUGAUUCUACAGAGCUUCAAAAGGAGGAAGAAUCUGAAAAUAAAAUUGCUGAGGAGUCUGUGGAAUGUAAAUCAGACCUGACAGAAAAAGUCAAUGAAAUAGAAGCAGCAUAA
Mytilus trossulus (common blue mussel) is the source of this 867-nucleotide messenger RNA. RefSeq names its product 17S U2 SnRNP complex component HTATSF1-like. The record is from RefSeq and is a predicted model, not a curated record. The coding region runs from base 1 to 867 and encodes 288 amino acids. The transcript is spliced from 5 exons. NCBI's taxonomy places the organism in Eukaryota, Metazoa, Mollusca, Bivalvia, Mytilida, Mytilidae.